Messenger RNA from Arachis duranensis, 2220 nucleotides. RefSeq names its product probable receptor-like protein kinase At1g11050. NCBI's taxonomy places the organism in Eukaryota, Viridiplantae, Streptophyta, Magnoliopsida, Fabales, Fabaceae. The coding region runs from base 23 to 1882 and encodes 619 amino acids. Gene Ontology annotation, molecular function: protein kinase activity; ATP binding. Gene Ontology annotation, biological process: protein phosphorylation. The transcript has 2 exons. The record is from RefSeq and is a predicted model, not a curated record.
UGUUCAUAGCGAACCUACAAAAAUGGAUACCCUGGAUACCCAAGUAGCGCCCUUUCUCCUUCUCCUCCUCUUCCUCUUCACCAUUUUGGUAUCUGGUACUGAAUCAGCAUUGUGCCCCUUUGAUCUCAACUACGUUGACACCUUAACAUGGGACACAUCAACAUGCAGAGACCCAAUAGACACACAACACUGCUGCCAAACCCUUCUGAGUCUUAUCGGCAUUGGACUAUCUCAGCACCUCAAACAAACCUCCCAGUUCCAACUACAGGAUAACAAUACUUCCGCAUCUUGCUUAUCCGAAUUCAGAUCCAAGCUUUCACCCUUAUCGCUGAACACAUCUAUGGUGUCCACAUGCUUCCAGAACUCGGAUUUCGUCUCGAAUUCUUCGAGUUGUGCGGGGAUUGAGAACAUCCAAGAUUGGAAGCAGAAGGUGGGGUUAAUCUCCCCACUGGACACUUCUUGCAGUGGCGACAUGAAUGGCCAAACGCAGUGCAGCAUUUGCACGGAUGCGGGAUUCAAGGUCACUGCAGACUUGAACCAAAAGGACCCAAAUUCGACCAAAUGCUUCUACUUCACAAUCUUGUAUGCUGCUGGUGUUGUUAACCAGUUUGGUCCAAGCAAUUUGGGCACGGCUUCUUGCAUUCUGGGCUUGCCACUGUCGACGAAGAAAGGGUCGUGGAACAAGGAACAAGUUUUGAAAUUGGUUUUUGGAAUAUUGGGUGCUCUUGGUGGUGUUAUUCUCACCUCGGUUCUGAUUGUUUUGUUUAGAAAGUGGGAUAGGAGGAGGAGGGAGAACCUUUAUCACAGGUCAAUCGAAAACAGCGUUAGGAACAGCGUUUUGCCUAAUGCGGGGGCGAAAUGGUUUCAUAUUUCAGAGCUUGAACGAGCCACGAACAAGUUUUCACAGAGGAAUAUGAUUGGUCAAGGUGGUGAUGGGGUAGUGUACAAGGGGACUCUUUCAGACGGCACUUUGGUUGCGGUUAAAGAGAUUCUGAACUUGGAAAGCAAAGGGGAUGAGGAGUUUUGCUAUGAGGUAGAUAUCAUAAGCAAAAUAAAGCAUAGAAAUCUUCUUGCUCUUCGGGGUUGUUGCGUUACGAGCGAUAACUUGAAAGGUAAAAGGAGGUUUCUGGUUUAUGAUUAUAUGCCUAAUGACAGCCUCAGUUACCAAUUGUCCAUUGCUGGUGCUAAUAGGCUAACAUGGCCACAGAGGAAGAGCAUAAUUCUUGAUGUGGCUAAGGGGCUUGCUUAUUUGCAUUACGAAAUCAAACCCCCUAUUUAUCACCGCGACAUUAAAGCGACCAACAUACUUCUUGAUAGCAAGAUGAAAGCAAAAGUGGCAGAUUUCGGAUUAGCAAAACAGGGCAGUGAAGGCCAGUCUCACCUCACAACAAGGGUGGCUGGCACAUACGGUUAUCUAGCGCCAGAGUACGCGCUAUACGGCCAACUAACAGAGAAGAGUGAUGUGUAUAGUUUUGGAAUUGUGAUCUUAGAGAUCAUGAGUGGGAGGAAGGUACUAGACACGACGAAUUCGAAUUCAAACGUGGUCUUGAUCACGGAUUGGGCGUGGACGCUCGCGAAAUCAGGUCUGACGAAGGAGAUUCUUGAUGAGUCAAUAAGGGGAGAAGGGCCAGAGAAGAUCAUGGAAAGGUUUGUUCUUGUUGGGAUUCUUUGUGGUCAUGCAAUGGUUGCGCUUAGGCCUACCAUUGCUGAGGCAAUGAAGAUGUUGGAGGGUGAUAUUGACAUUCCUGAGUUGCCAGACAGGCCGGUACCACUUGGUCAUGAGUCGUUUCGAUCUUCUCUUCUCUUUGGAUUGCAAAGAAGCGGAAGGUCCAUGCCAUAUUUCUCAUCUUAUGAAACAAAUGUGACUACGAGCACAAUGUAGGGAUAACCACGUGGAUUUACUACGUUGACUUGGCCAUUCCCUUGAUUAAAAUGAUUGUGGCAUACGCUUAAGUCGAUGACUCACGAGCAAGAUUUAGAAAGAUAUGUAGAUUUAAGAUUUACACUCAAUUAAAAAUAUGUAGCUUUAGGAUAACAAAUUUCAGUCAAAAAUCGAUAUGUGAAAACUCAAAUUAGCCUUUAAAACACGUGCCACGAAUAUGUUGAUUUUUUCUUUUCGAUUUCUUAUCCCUUUUGUGUAUAUUUGUAAUAUGAUUACAUAUUAUACUAGUGUGCCUCUUGGGCUUCGGCUGGAUUCUAUGGUCAUUCUAAUUUGUUAUA